This is a messenger RNA of Cercocebus atys (sooty mangabey), 411 nucleotides long. Its product is annotated as nucleolar protein 58-like. Bases 1 to 411 code for a protein of 136 amino acids. Lineage: Eukaryota; Metazoa; Chordata; Mammalia; Primates; Cercopithecidae. The transcript has 5 exons. The record is from RefSeq and is a predicted model, not a curated record.
AUGUAUGAAGUUGUAAAGCUGGCAAAAGGUAAAGGAGUGAAAAAAGUCUGGAAACAGACAGCUCAGGGCUUUAGGAAUUUAUACCUAAAGAUUCCCUCAAGUGAUACUAAACUAGUCUGUGCGCUUCAAGCAGGUGUCCGAGCGCAGUGCAUCGAGGAGAGUCUGUGGGACUGGGAGUGGCCAAGGGAGGAGCCAAGCAGGGCUGGAGGAGCUGACCCAAGAGGCAGCUCUUUUGUGGAUCCCAAGCCUGGAACAGCAGAAGUUAUGCUGAGGAAAAAAAAAAAAAAAAAAUUAAAAAACGAAAAAAAAAAAAAAAAAAAGAAGCUAAAUAAGAAAAAAAAAAAAAAAAAAUUUACUACAAAAAAAAAAAAAAAAAAAACUAGAACCCAAAAAAAAAAAAAAAAAAAGUAG